AGUACAGAUGACCCUCACCUGGAAUAUGGCAAAUCUAAGCCACCCAUCCGAAUUUAUCCUGUUGGGUUUCUCAACCUUAGGUGAACUGCAGGUGGUGCUCUAUGGACCCUUCCUGGUACUUUAUCUUUUGGCCUUUGUGGGAAAUGCCAUCAUUAUUGUUAUGGUCCUAGUUGAUGCCCACCUCCACACCCCCAUGUACUUCUUCCUGGGAAAUUUUGCCUUACUGGAGAUCUUUGUCACCAUGACUGCAGUGCCAAAGAUGCUCUCAGACCUCCUUGUUCCCACCAAGACAAUUUCUUUUACCUCCUCCAUGGUCCAAUUCUACUUCUACUUCUCCUUCGGUUCUACUUCCUUCCUCAUUCUGGCAGACAUGGCUAUGGACCGCUUUGUGGCCAUUUGCCACCCGCUACGCUAUGGCACCUUUAUGAGCUGGGAAGUAUGCAUCCGUCUGGCAGAGGCAGCCUGGGCAGCACCCUUCCUGGCCAUGGUGCCCACUGUUCUCUCCCGGGUGCAGCUCUCCUACUGCCAUGGCAACAUCAUUAACCACUUCUUCUGUGACAAUGCCCCACUGCUACAACUGGCCUGCUCAGACACAUCCCUCCUAGAGUUCUGGGACUUCAUGCUUUCUUUGGCCUUUGUCCUAAGCUCUUUCCUGGUGACACUUGUCUCCUAUGGCUAUAUCGUGACCACCGUGUUGCGUAUUCCUUCUGCAAGCGGCCGCCAAAAAGCCUUCUCUACCUGUAGUUCCCACCUCACUCUAGUCUUCAUUGGCUACAGCAGCACAAUCUUUGUCUAUGUUAGACCCAGCAAGGCUCACUCUGUAGAACUCAAUAAGAUGGUGGUCUUAGUCACUUCCAUCCUGACCCCUGUUCUCAAUCCCUUCAUUCUCACUUUCCGAAAUGAAACAGUGAAGACCGUUAUCCGAGGACAGAUUCAGAGGCUAAAGAGUCUAAAGAAUUCAGCAUGA
Molecule: messenger RNA, 967 nt
Organism: Sarcophilus harrisii (Tasmanian devil)
Lineage: Eukaryota; Metazoa; Chordata; Mammalia; Dasyuromorphia; Dasyuridae
Product: olfactory receptor 6V1
Exons: 1
Coding region: 8-967 (319 amino acids)
Biological process (GO): G protein-coupled receptor signaling pathway
Cellular component (GO): membrane
Molecular function (GO): G protein-coupled receptor activity; olfactory receptor activity
Source: RefSeq, a predicted model, not a curated record